AUGAUCUAUCUUCUGUACCAGUCAGCUGGAGAGACGAUAUCCAAAUGGACCAAAACUCAUAUCUCCCUCAACACAGCUGUCUCCAUCUUGGCUGGAACAUCAAGAGCUUGCCUGGCAUUUGCUAUCAGCAUGUGCCUGUCCCAGGGCAAAUGGAACUGGCUGAGUCGAUCUGCACAGCCACUGGUGGACUUUUAUCGUUUCGAUGCUGCUAGUCGAGGAGCUUGGGGAAAGAUCGGUGCUCUGACUGCUAUUGCCCUUCUGGCUUUCGAACCCUUUACCCAAGCUGUCUUAGCUAUAAGAGAUAAGGAAGGCACUUUAGACCACCGAGAGUACAACAAGGUAGUACAGUCCAGUAAUGGUUCUCUUGAAACCCAUGGCAAUGUUCCUACAAUCAGCCGAUCAACUCGUUUAGAUGCCGCAUCGUGGACCGGGGCUUUUGUCGGAGUAGGUGUCGUUCAAUUCCCAGAACCUAACAAUAAGCCUAUGAACUUCUCAGUCUAUUGCACCUCAAGUAACAUCCAGGAAGAUAUGGGUAUGAAAGCGGCCACGUGGAAUGGGUUUUCACCCUUCACAACACGGCAAAACCUGAAGCCAGCAUUCGCCUGUGCAACAGGGAACUGUACCUUGGCCAAUUUCACUUCCAUCGCUGUCUGUUCCAAGUGUCGCGACAUAUCAGGAUAUGUCACCAAGUCAUCUGGGCCCGUGAAACUCCCCUCAGGUGUUCGAGCUACAGGACCAUAUGAUCAGUCGUGGGUGUUGGGGCACGGGGAAACCCUGCCUGAUGUGAGCAACCCCAGGCCAUACUUUGAUUGGGUAAACGGCCGGAACUUCACUUUCCUCGACCAUGAGAUUCCAGAGCUGAAUGUUAGCAUUUAA
Messenger RNA from Fusarium odoratissimum NRRL 54006, 876 nucleotides. RefSeq lists its product as uncharacterized. The coding region runs from base 1 to 876 and encodes 291 amino acids. The record is from RefSeq and is a predicted model, not a curated record. Lineage: Eukaryota; Fungi; Ascomycota; Sordariomycetes; Hypocreales; Nectriaceae. The transcript has 2 exons.